Molecule: messenger RNA, 684 nt
Organism: Closterium sp. NIES-65
Lineage: Eukaryota; Viridiplantae; Streptophyta; Zygnematophyceae; Desmidiales; Closteriaceae
Source: the annotation of a GenBank genome assembly
AUGGUUGGACAGGAGAGGACGCAGGGCGGCGAGCUUGAUAGCGUGACGUUUUCGCGAGCGAAGAAACGAGAAAAGGAGGAGAGUCGCGGGAAGAAGCGGGAGGAGAAGGAGGAGAAACGCGAGAGGGAGCGCCAGGAAAAAGAGGAGCGACAAGCGGAAAAGCGUGCGAAACGCGAGAGCCGAAGCGGUGGAGUAGCAUGCGGGAAUGCGGACCUGUCAGGUUCCGCUGCGGAGCUAGCAUCUAAUGCAGCUGAACGGUCCAUUGGGGUUGGGGUUAAAGCGUCUUCUGGUGGCAAGCCGUCGGUUGGGGUUAAAGCAUCGGGUGUGGCGGACGUGUCCAAUGCAGCAGCAGACAGCUCGAGCGAGGAUGAGGAGGAGGCGAAGAGGCAGGCAGCGAUCAGCUCUGUCGUGGUUGAAGGGUCGCACAUCAUGGGCGCUGCUGCUAAUCCCACGUUCAGGCACAAACGCAAGGCGAAGAGGGGGCUUCAAUCAACCCUAGCGAGCAAGGAGAGGAGGCGGCUGAGGAAGAUGGGUAUACAGCCAGAUGGGGAGGAGGGGAGUGAGAGUGAGGAUGAGGGGGAGGAGGAGGGAGGGGAGGAUGGGGAGGGGAGAGGCAGCGGAGAUAAGUCGAAAGACCUGAAGCUGAAGCACUAUCAGAUUCGGGUGAGUAUUUUGUACUGGUGA